AUGGACAAAAAGAAAACAAACAUCCCCGUCCAUAGAAAGUCUAAAAGCACCUCUCGUAUAAGCAUGAAAGUUCCUAUCCAGCAAAAAUUGUCAGAAGAGGAACCUGUGCCGCCGAAUACACAGGUCACCGCAUCGAAACGUCAAUUAUCAAAAGCAACGAGCAGUGUGCUACCAUUUGGAAGACCAUCACUGAAGAAGGCAUCAACAGUACGAUCACGGCGACGUCAUCACUUGACGGUACCUCCUAUUCGACGAUGCUUGUUUGAAAAACGCGAAUCUGAUUCUUCUAGUUCCCACUCGGUGCAAGAUACUGCAACACAAUUAAGCAAAAUGAAAAUCAUCGAGAAGAGCAGACAAAGAGCGAAAGUAACGAAGAAACCGGACGAGGAUAUGAGCUUAAUCUAUGAGUCGACUACACCUGUUGACUCAGAAGAAAUCGAUUCAAACAUUCGUACAGCUUGUGAUGUGAGCGUUUAUGAGAGGAAUAUAACUUCAUGUAUCAAAGAUUUCGCCGAAAAGUGCAAAAAUCUUACGGUUGAUACGCUAAGAAAUCAGUUCUACUCUUUACCGAAACCGGAUCCGGCGGAAUGUGUGGUGUUCGGAGAUCCUUCCAACGCUGCUAAAAAUAGAUACAGUAAUGUUCCAUGCUUGGACACGUCACGAAUUCUCCUCGAAUUUCUACUUUUCGAGGAUGGUGGAGGAUAUAUUCACGCGAAUCGAGUCACAUAUCCGUUUUUACGAAAUCAGUUCAUUCUGACGCAGGGUCCAUUGCCAAGAACGGUGCCAGAAUUUUGGCGUAUGAUAUGGCAAGAAAAAGUUGAAACGAUAAUAAUGCUUUGUAAAAAUGUCGAGAACGGGAAACGGAAGUGCGCUGAGUAUUUCUCAAACUAUUUCGAUAUUCCAAGCUCCUAUGUGAACGGACAACUUACGAUAUUUCUACGAGGACGUUACCAAGAGAGUGAUAUGAUCAUAUCAACGAUGGAGCUGAGAUAUCUCUCCAACAGUCGGACGAUAAUCCACUAUCAAUGGGUUGCAUGGCCAGAUUGUCAGGCUCCUGCUGAAAAUGUACAUUCUAUGUUUACAAUGCUAAGACGAGUUCGAGGUAGCAAGACACCAGUAGAGGAAUCAUCGACGCCAUCAGCUCACGUGCAGGGGUCAACCCUUUUAACGCCUGAAGAGCAGCGCAAGCAGAAGAUGAGGACUCUUAAGUUUCAGCUCGACUACGUUCUGGCGAGGAACAUUCCUCAGUCAGAUAUCCGAAAAUCUAAAGCUGUUUGGGACGUCGCGUUCGACUCUGACCACCGUCCAGUUCUUCUCCGCUUCAAGAUACGGUUCCACAAGAGAAACCGAGAAGUUCCUCUUCAACUGAAAAUCGACAUGGCAGGUCUGAAAGACGAUGAAUGCAGAACAAAAUUCCGCCAACGUGUGUCCAUUCAUGUUGGAGUACGGACCAAGAAGAAGCUUAGCGAUGCGGAUUCUUUCACAAAGUGCAUCCAGGACGCCGCAAGGGACACGCUCCUGGUUCUACUGCCGCGGAAGAAGUUUGCCUUUGCAUCUGCCUUGAAACAGUUUGCUUUUGAAACAUCCACAUACAAUUCUGUAUGUGUCGCGCGCAGCGCUGGUGACUUCAACCAGGAAAAGCGUCUUAGAAGGAAGCUGCGUCGUCAACUGCAACAAGACCGCGAUAACGAGUGGACGUCAAGAGCGAUGGAGUUUGAGAAGGCGUGGGAGGACAGGAACCCGCGGAAAGCCUAUGCUCUACUAAAACAGUAUAGCGGCAAAAUGAAAAGAUGUUCCCCUGUCCUCAACACUGCUAAGGGGGUAGCUGUCGGUGAAGCAACCCUUCCAAUUUGGAAGGAACACUUCAAGACCUUGCUGAACCGGCUAGUACCGUCAGCUCCUGCAUCAGUACCGCAUAUAUCGGUCUAUGAACUCGAGCACGUUCAUAGACCGACAUAUGCGGUUAACGAGGAGCCAUCGACCGAGUCGGAGGUCCUGGUCUGUAUUCAAAAAACGAAGAAUGUAAAAUUUGGUGGAGACGACGGGAUUAGCACAGAAAUGCUAAAAUAUCUUCCUCCGUCUGGGAUUCGUGAGAUGACAAAGAUCAUCCGUUCAAUAUGGAUAGACGAAAGGAUACCUGAUUCGUGGAGACACGCUAUCAUAAUUCCCCUCCACAAGAAGUUAUCCGUCACGGACCCCAGGAAUUAUCGAGGAAUCUCUUUGCUGCGUGUUAUGUACAAGGUACUGGAGCGCAUUAUCCUGGACCGACUUAUUAAACAUCGCGAAGAAACAACGCGCGACGAGCAAGCUGGCUUUCGUCCUGGCCGAUCUACGAUUGACCAGGUGUUCAUCGUCAGGAGAGUGAUCGAAAUCUGGCAGCGGUAUUCGAAGCCAAUGCAACUAGCGUUUCUGGACUUUGAAGCCGCGUUCGACUCUCCUUAG
Molecule: messenger RNA, 2442 nt
Organism: Necator americanus (New World hookworm)
Lineage: Eukaryota; Metazoa; Nematoda; Chromadorea; Rhabditida; Ancylostomatidae
Exons: 14
Coding region: 1-2442 (813 amino acids)
Biological process (GO): protein dephosphorylation
Molecular function (GO): protein tyrosine phosphatase activity
Source: RefSeq, a predicted model, not a curated record